UGGGUUUUUAUUCCCCUUACUGAACAAAAUCCGGGAGGUUUGUCAUCGUUCAGAUGGUUCAUCAUCUAACUCACGACUCCCCAAAUGCUGUUCAAGAACUCUUCCUUGAUAACCAGAAAAUUCCAACCAUUCGUCAUUUGCUGUCUCCGGACGCGGCCACGUCUCUUGCCGAGUAUGUGAAUCUAACGCAUUUGAGCCUGAACAAUUGCGGUCUAGGAUCAUUAGAGGGGUUUCCAGAUUUACCGCAUCUUCAAAAGCUGGACCUGGGGGACAACAAAAUAUCGGGUGAACUAGAGGCAUUGAGCAACCUUCCCAGCCUUGAAUUUUUGGAUUUGAGCAACAACCGUCUGGAUAGCAUAGCUUCCUUGCAACCCUUGCUACAUCUACCGUCCCUCCGUCACUUGAAUUUGCUUGAAUGUGAUGUUACGAAAUCGAGCGGGUAUCCCCAAUCUGUCUUCACGUUGCUUCCCCACCUCGUCUCAUUGGAUGACAAAGACCGUAACGGGAACGAAGUAGACACAUACAGCGAGGAAGAUGACGAGGAAGAAGAGGAAGAACCUGAUUUGGAAGAAGAAGAUAUUUUUGAAGAAUUUGAUGAGGGAGCAGGUCCUGAGGAUGAUUUUGACGAACUUGAGGAGCAAGUUCAGGAACCUACAGAGGCAGACUUUGACGAGGAUGAGGAUGACGACAAUGAUGACGAGGGUGAGGCUGAGGGUGAUGAUGAUGUUGAAGGUGACGAAGAUGAAGAUCUUGAUGAUGAAGACGAAGUAGAUGAUGAUGAUGAUGGGGACGAUGACGAUGAUGGAGAGCAGGGGGAGCAAGACGGUGAUGACGAGACGGGAUACCCAGAUAGAGGCGGAAAAGGACUACCAAGCUCGACAAUUCACGCGCUUGACACGGACGACGACGAUGGUAUAGGCAAUGAAGAGACAAACGAAGGAGUUUUUGGGGACGAUUUUGGGGAUGAGUUUUCAGGCAUCGGUCUAGAAGCUGAUUUAUCAUAUCUUACCAAUCAAAAUACCACGGAAACAGGGGAAGAAGCGUUAAAUCUGAACGAUUUUGGGGAAGCGUCGGGGGAUGAAAGGGGGGAGUCUGACGAGGACGACAGGAUUGCGCAAACUACUCCAGGGUAUGUUCCGCAGGGUCAUAAACGAAAGCGGAAUAUUGGAGAAGAGUUUGGGCUUGGGUUGGAUAACUUUAUGGAUAACAAUGGCGAUCAGCUUGGAGAUUUUGUGAAUGAUUGGGAAGAAGGAGAAGAUCCUGCCUUCAAAAAAAUAAAAUAAAUUGAAUAUCUCAGCGUCUGUGGACGCGACAAUAAGGGUUGUUACACCCUUUUUGCUUUGGAUAGUGUAAAUCCUGCCCCAAAGAUUGACAGUCGAUAAUCUGUUGCACCGUCAGAACGUCGGUUUAGAUUUAGGCAGAUUACAAAAUGCUAGUCAUUGUAGGCGAACAGCUAUGGCGAUUUUUGACAAGAAAACUAGAAAAGGCUCGAUCCCUAAUUCACAAUGAUAGCCAUCAAAGGCACAUCAACGAGCAAUACAGAAAUUUAACGCCAA
Spizellomyces punctatus DAOM BR117 is the source of this 1556-nucleotide messenger RNA. RefSeq lists its product as uncharacterized. The transcript is spliced from 4 exons. The record is from RefSeq and is a predicted model, not a curated record. NCBI's taxonomy places the organism in Eukaryota, Fungi, Chytridiomycota, Chytridiomycetes, Spizellomycetales, Spizellomycetaceae. Gene Ontology annotation, molecular function: histone binding. Gene Ontology annotation, cellular component: nucleus. Bases 54 to 1283 code for a protein of 409 amino acids.